AUGGCGACGCACAUGUCGAGAUGUAGAACCUGGAGCCGUGUUCAAAGGUUUGGAAUCGCAGCUUAUAGGAAAUACAGCAGCGGUGGCGGAUACCCAAAUAUUUCACUGUCGUCGCCUUUGCCUGGGAUCCCCAAACCGGUGUUUGCAUCGGUGGAUGGCCAAGAGAAAUACGAAACCAAGAUAACAACUUUGGAAAAUGGUCUUAAAGUUGCAUCCCAAAACAAAUUUGGGCAGUUCUGCACGGUUGGAAUUUUAGUAAACUCAGGAUCCAGGCAUGAAACCAAGUAUCCAAGUGGAAUAGCACACUUCUUAGAGAAACUUGCCUUUUCUUCCACAGCUCAGUAUGGGAGUAAAGAUGAAAUUCUCCUUGCACUGGAGAAACACGGUGGGAUCUGUGACUGUCAGACAUCAAGAGAUACCACCAUGUAUGCUGUGUCUGCUGAGGUGAAGGGCCUGGACACAGUGGUUAGUCUUCUCUCCGAUACCGUCCUGCAGCCUCGCCUAUUAGAUGAGGAGAUCGAGAUGACUAAAAUGGCGGUGCGUUUUGAGCUGGAGGACCUCAACAUGAGGCCUGACCCUGAGCCCUUACUCACAGAGAUGAUCCAUGCUGCAGCAUACCGAGGCAAUACAGUUGGCCUGCCUCGCUUCUGCCCAGUCGAACACGUGGACAAGAUCGACAAGAGCGUGCUCCACAGCUACCUGCGCAGCUACUACUGCCCCGAGCGCAUGGUGCUGGCGGGUGUCGGCAUCGAGCACGAGCAGCUGGUCGAGUGUGCCAGGAAGUACCUGCUGGGCGUGAGGCCAGUGUGGGGAGCCAGUACGCCUGCCAACGUAGACCUGUCCGUGGCGCAGUACACCGGGGGAAUCAUAAAGAUGGAGAAGGACAUGUCGGAUGUCAGCCUUGGCCCCACCCCCAUCCCGGAGCUCACGCACAUCAUGAUUGGCCUGGAGAGCUGCUCCUUCUUGGAGGACGACUUCAUCCCAUUCGCCGUGCUAAACAUGAUGAUGGGUGGGGGCGGGUCCUUCUCAGCGGGGGGACCUGGGAAAGGCAUGUUCACCCGUUUGUACCUGAAUGUGCUAAACAGGCAUCAUUGGAUGUAUAACGCCACUUCGUACCAUCACAGUUAUGAGGACAGUGGUCUGCUGUGUAUUCAUGCCAGUGCGGACCCCAGACAGGUGCGGGAAAUGGUGGAAAUCAUCACCAGGGAGUUCAUUCAGAUGGCAGGAACAGCAGGAGAGAUGGAGUUGGAGAGGGCCAAGACGCAGCUCAAGUCCAUGCUGAUGAUGAACUUGGAGUCUCGGCCGGUCAUCUUCGAGGAUGUGGGUCGCCAGGUUCUCUCCACAGGGAAGAGGAAGCUGCCGCAUGAGCUGUGCACACUCAUAAGCAACGUGACGGCGAGUGACAUCAACAGGGUGACCACCAAGAUGCUGCGCAGCAAGCCCGCCGUGGCGGCCCUAGGUGACUUGACAGAGAUGCCCUCCUAUGAGCACAUCCAGGCAGCCUUGUCCAGCAAAGACGGACGUCUGCCCCGCAUGUACCGCCUCUUCCGAUAGAGACCCCUGUCCCGCAAAACCCAUCACCCCUUAUGAAGUCAUCCUCCUCCUUCACCACCAGUUUAGCCAGUCAGCCACUGGCAGAGCGUCACUGUAUAUAAGCUGGACUGGGACAGAUGCAGACCCCCCCCCCCCCCCCCAAAUACGAGUUCUCCCUCCCGGCACAGACCCAUCCAACGCUCCAGGAGGGGACUAUGUCCUGGAUCGCAACUGAUCUGUUGGUGGUGGUGAUUUUAUAGAAAACUUAACCUUCUUUUGAUAGCCCCGGUCCACGUAGUUAGUGUCUGUACUCCUUGCCAUAAGGAAGCCCUGCUUCGCUGGGGGUUGGCUUUGCACAAGUUUGGUUUUAAAGGGACAGAUCACCCCUCCUCCCAUAAGAGGAAAAGACAAAAAAACAAUUUGUGGUAUUCUUAAUGUUACAGAGCUUUGAGUGGUUAUGUUUAGGUGUGUGAAUGAAACCAGAAUGGGUCUUAGGAUUUCAGUCACCCGCUAAAUUGGCCAGAAAAGGUAACUGGCAGUUUGUCUCCCCUUCCUCCUCCUAAGCAGGCUUUAUUUGUACAUAACAGGGGAAGGGAGGAUGGGACUGAUGUCCCAGCAGUCAUCUUACGCUGACGUUUUAUAUAUUUAUAGUGCCAUUUCCCACGACUGGCUCAUCCUCUGAUCUGUGAAGAUCUCACCGACCUUAACCCGAAGCCUUGUCUUUGUCCAGAGAAGACAGCUCAAAACUGUCAAUGAUGCCGUUACACACGCAACAUGUAAAAAUGUCUCCCGCGGGACAUUAUAGACCUACUAGACAGAACGUGAAGUCAUUUAGAGAACCGUGAGAAUGUCUGAAAUAUGUGGCCAAAAAUGCAACCGUGCUCUAUUUGUCCUCAUUUAUUAAAGACUGGAGGUGAUGAGUCCUGUUUGGAGGCGCUGACCGCCAGUGCGUGCACGUGUUUUAGUACCGGCGAUGGAGUUUCCUUUGCAUUAAGGGCACCUUUGUCUCUGUGUUCAAGUAAAUACACUGAGGCGUUAGUUUGUUGGACGACAGACAUCGCAAAAAACCAUUUAUAAGUCUGCAGUUAUACGCACACGUCACUGAUUUCCCUGAUUAUGUUGAAUGUGAGUCCCCAUGUCUGUUACCCCACACAACCCCGCUGGUGUACAAACGAUUAUAGCCAUUAAUAAAAAAAAUGUUUUA
Lampris incognitus (smalleye Pacific opah) is the source of this 2737-nucleotide messenger RNA. RefSeq names its product peptidase, mitochondrial processing subunit alpha (gene pmpca). The coding region runs from base 1 to 1554 and encodes 517 amino acids. The record is from RefSeq and is a predicted model, not a curated record. Gene Ontology annotation, molecular function: metal ion binding; metalloendopeptidase activity. NCBI's taxonomy places the organism in Eukaryota, Metazoa, Chordata, Actinopteri, Lampriformes, Lampridae. The transcript has 13 exons. Gene Ontology annotation, cellular component: mitochondrion.